This is a messenger RNA of Symphalangus syndactylus (siamang), 7957 nucleotides long. Its product is annotated as arf-GAP with GTPase, ANK repeat and PH domain-containing protein 11-like. The record is from RefSeq and is a predicted model, not a curated record. NCBI's taxonomy places the organism in Eukaryota, Metazoa, Chordata, Mammalia, Primates, Hylobatidae. Gene Ontology annotation, molecular function: GTPase activity; GTPase activator activity; protein binding. Gene Ontology annotation, biological process: activation of GTPase activity.
GGUCCCUGGCUCCGGGGCACUGGGAAGAUCGCGAGUCGUGCGCGUGGGAAGGUCCUCCCCUGUCCUCCCGCUCAUCUUUGCUCCCGAGGAGCAGCAUAUUUCGCAUCUGCCUGAGGUUAGAGUUACUCGUUAUUGGUAAAUAGCCAACUAUGGAGACUAAGGACCAGAAGAAACACAGAAAAACAGUGGACCCAAAGAUGAAAAGAAAAAGAGGUGGCAUCUGCAGGAUCUUCAGCUAGGAGACGAAGAAGAUGCCCGGAAGAGAAAUCCCAACGCUUUUGCAGUUCAGUCUGCUGUGUGGAUGGCUCGAUCCUUUCACAGAACUCAGGAUUUGAAGACCAAAAAAUCAUCAUAUUCCAGUGGUUGAUCGAACUCCACUAGAGCCCCCACCAAUAGUGGUAGUGGUGACGGGCCCCCCAGAGUUGGAAAGAGCACUUUGAUAUAAUGCCUCAUUCGGAACUUCACCUGGCAGAAGUUGACCGAGAUCAGAGGCCCUGUGACGAUCGUGUCAGGUAAAAAGCACAGACUCACCAUUAUUGAAUGCAGGUGUGACAUUAACAUGAUGCUCUAUCUGGCUAAAGUAGCAGAUCUGGUUGCCAAGCUGUUCUACCUUUCUGGAAUGGUGCAUGGAGAAUAUCAAAACCAAGAAAUCCACAAUCUGGGCUGUUUUAUUACAGUUACGAAGUUUAGGCCUCUCACAUGGCAAACUUCUCACCCUUAUAUCCUGGCACACAGGAUGGAAGAUUUGACAAACCCGGAGGAUAUCUGAACACGCAUCAAAUGUGACCGGCAGGUGUCACUUUAUGGUUAUUUAAGAGGAGCACACUUGAAAAAUAAAAGCCAAAUUCACAUGCCAGGAUGAGGUGGGGCCCAGCCAUGAGCUGGUCCAGAGUCUCAUCUCCACCUACUCCACCAUUGAUGCCAAGAUGGCUUCAAGUCGAGUGAUGCUCUUUUCCGAUUCCAAACCAUUUGGGUCAGAGGCUAUAGAUAAUCAAGGUGUCAGAGAUGGCGUUAGAUUCCCCGUUCUGUGUGCUCCUGUCUGGCUCCUGAACCCAGCUGGAGAUGUGUGUCAAUCCCAACUGGUGAAGUACUGAGAGGAAGCUACACAAAAGGCAGCAAGGUAUUAAUAAAGCUGAGUGGUGUCAUUGAGCAAACACAAAGUGGGGCUCAUCCAGGGAUGAGAUUUUGCCAGAGAGAGGAUGAGCAGCAAGUCAGGGAGCUUAAGGUAAUUAUGAGAAAGUGACUAUCUAAAAUUGCUUAGGUAGAAGGAGACAGAUUAGAUUUUUGUGUGUUUGGUAUUUGGGGUAAGAGGGAUGUGGGUGUGUACGUGAGAUGUGUUGUUUAUUCUCUCUCUCUCUUUUUUUUUUUUUUUGAGAGGAAGUCUUGCUCUGUCGCCCAGGCUGGAGUGCUGUGGCACAGUUUUGGCUCACUGCAACCUCCGUCUCCCGGGUUCAAGGGAUUCUCCUGCCUCAGCCUCCCAAGUAGCUGGGAUUACAGGCACCUGCCACCACGCCCGGCUAAUUUUUGUGAUUUUUUUUUAGUAGAGACGAGGUUUCACUAUGUAGGUGAAGCUGGUCUCUAACUCCUGACCUCAGAUGAUCCACCCACCUCGGCCUCCCAAAGUGCUGGGAUUACAGGCGUGAGCCACCGCGCCUGGCCUGUUUAUUCUCUUAAGAGAGAAAAUGAGGGGAUUAAUGGACUGUAGUUCUGGACAAGGUGGAAAACAAAGUGGAAGUAUUGGGGCAAGGGCUCUAACAGGCUAGGAUGGUGCAGUCAGUCCCUUCACCCACAAAUCAGUAGAAUGUUAGCAGUUCAGACUCAAACCUUGUGAAAAACAGGUGGUGGAAAGGAAAUCCCUCACAGCAACUGGCACCAUAAUCAAGACAGAAUGUUUGCAGAAUAAAUGGAGUUACCUGCUUUCAGCCCCAGGUAGUAGCUAUUGUCUGCCCUGAUGAUAUGUGAUAAUAAUUUGUGAUCCUGUUGUCUUAAAAUGGGGUCACUCAUCUCCAGUAGAAUUAAGUCCACAGUGAAGUUGUCCCACGAUCCCCAAAAAGAUAAACAUAUAUGAAUGAACUCAUGUGAUAACAACUACUGCUGCCUGGGAUCAUGAGAGACCUGAACUGAACUGAUAGGAAGUGAAAGGUGGCUGAGAUAAUGAGAAUAGACCCAUCUGCAGAGGAUCGUAAAACCAGCAAAGACAAGGUCUUGUCUAAGAUGCCUUCACAAGCUUUGCCCAUGAGAACUCUAAGGAUUUCUCCAGACCUCUUGGCUGCUGCUGUGAUCUCUGCCCAAGAGGAGCCUCUGACCAGCAUCCAAAGGGCUUCUGGACCCACGGGACUCUUCUGGAGGGUCGACCUCGAGUUUGACCAGCAACAGGGGUUGCUGUGUCCCUCUGAAUCUGAGAUCUAUGAGGCAGGAGUUGGGGACAGGUUGGCAGGAGCGCCCAUGGCUGCUGCUGUACAGCCUGCUGAGGUGACUGUUGAAGUUGGUGAGGACCUCCAUAUGCACCACAUCUAUGACCGGGAGAUGCCUGAAGCUUUGGAGUUUAACCCUUCUGCCAAUCCAGAGGCAAGCACAAUAUUCCAGAGGAACUCUCAAACAGAUGCUUUGGAGUUUAACCCUUCUGCCAAUCCAGAGGCAAGCACAAUAUUCCAGAGGAACUCUCAAACAGAUGUUGUAGAAAUAAGAAGAAGCAACUAUACAAACCAUGUAUCUACUGAGCGUUUCAGUCAAAAAUGCAGCUCGUGUUUGACAAUAUUCCUUGAUGACAGCACAGCCAGCCAGCAUUAUCUUACAAUGCCAAUAAUAUCUGUGACCUUGGAGAUACCUCAUCAUAUCAUGCAAAGAGAUGCAGAUAGAUCUUUGAGCAUAUUUGAUGAGCGGUUAUGCUCAUUUACGGUUUCCACCGUGCCCAUUACCCAGACAAGAAAUGGAGGUGGGAGUUUAAAUAACUAUUCCACCUCCAUUCCAUCAACUCCCAGCACCAGCCAGGAGGACCUUCACAUCAGUGUUCCUCCCACUGCCAACACACCCACGUCCAUUUGCAAGCAGUCCGUGCGCUGGUCCAACCUGUUUACAUCUAAGAAAGGGAGUGACCCAGACAAAGAGAAGAAAGCCCCGGAGAGUCAUGCUCACACCGUCGGGAGCGGCAGAGCCAUCCCCAUUAAACAGGGCAUGCUCUUAAAGCAAAGUGGGAAAUGGCUGAAGACAUGGAAAAAGAAACAUGUCACCCUGUGUUCCAAUGGCAUGCUCACCUAUUAUUCAAGCUUAGGUGAUUAUGUGAAGAAUAUUCAUGAAAAAGAGAUUGACCUUCGGACAUCUACCAUCAAAGUCCCAGGAAAGUGGCCACCCCUAGCCACAUCGGCCUGCGUGCCCAUCUCCGGCUCUAAAAGCAGUGGCCUAUCCAAGAACAUGAACGGUCUACGUAUCUCAGCCAAUUCAGACACUGGGCUGGGUGACUCCAUAUGCAUGAGCCCCAGUAUCUCCAGCACCACCAGCCCCAAGCUCAGCCCGCCCCUGCCUCCUCAUGCCAAUAAAAAGAAACACCUAAAGAAGAAAAGCACCAACAACUUAAAAGAUGAUGGCCUGUCCAGCACUGCUGAGGAACAAGAAGAAACGUUUAUCAUUGUGUCCGUCACUGGCCAAACGUGGCACUUUAAAGCCACGACGUAUGAGGAGCGGGACGCCUGGGUCCAAGUCAUCCAGAGCCAGAUCCUGGCCAGCCUGCAGUCAUGUGAGAUCAGUAAAGGCAAGUUCCGGCUGACCAGCCAGAGCGAGGCCAUGGCCCUGCAGUCGAUCCAAAACAUGCGUGGGAACUCCCACUGUGUGGACUGUGAGACCCCGAACCCUAAGUGGGCCAGUUUGAACUUGGGAGUCCUCAUGUGUAUUGAAUGCUCAGGAAUCCACCGCAGUCUUGGCACCUGCCUUUCCCGUGUGCGAUCUCUGGACCUGGAUGACUGGCCAGUUGAGCUCAUGAAGGUCAUGUCGUCUAUUGGCAAUGACCUAGCCAACAGCAUCUGGGAAGGGAGCAGCCAGGGGCAGACAAAACCUUCAGCAGAGUCAUCAAGGGAAGAAAAGGAGCGGUGGAUCCAUUCCAAAUAUGAGAAGAAGCUCUUUCUGGCCCCAGUACCCUGCACUGAGCUGUCCCUGGGCCAGCACCUGCUGCGGGCCACCGCUGAUGAGGACCUGCGGACAGUCAUCCUGCUGCUGGCACAUGGCUCCCGUGAGGAGGUGAACGAGACCUGUGGGGAGGGAGACGGCUGCACGGCGCUCCAUCUGGCCUGCCGCAAGGGGAAUGUGGUCCUGGCACAGCUCCUGAUCUGGUACGGGGUGGACGUCACGGCCCGAGAUGCCCACGGGAACACAGCGCUGACCUAUGCCCGGCAGGCCUCCAGCCAGGAGUGCAUCAACGUGCUUCUGCAGUACGGCUGCCCCGACGAAGAUGCAGAUAGAUCUUUGAGCAUAUUUGAUGAGCGGUUAUGCUCAUUUACGGUUUCCACCGUGCCCAUUACCCAGACAAGAAAUGGAGGUGGGAGUUUAAAUAACUAUUCCACCUCCAUUCCAUCGACUCCCAGCACCAGCCAGGAGGACCUUCACAUCAGUGUUCCUCCCACUGCCAACACACCCACGUCCAUUUGCAAGCAGUCCGUGCGCUGGUCCAACCUGUUUACAUCUGAGAAAGGGAGUGACCCAGACAAAGAGAAGAAAGCCCCGGAGAGUCAUGCUCACACCGUCGGGAGCGGCAGAGCCAUCCCCAUUAAACAGGGCAUGCUCUUAAAGCAAAGUGGGAAAUGGCUGAAGACAUGGAAAAAGAAACAUGUCACCCUGUGUUCCAAUGGCAUGCUCACCUAUUAUUCAAGCUUAGGUGAUUAUGUGAAGAAUAUUCAUGAAAAAGAGAUUGACCUUCGGACAUCUACCAUCAAAGUCCCAGGAAAGUGGCCACCCCUAGCCACAUCGGCCUGCGUGCCCAUCUCCAGCUCUAAAAGCAGUGGCCUAUCCAAGAACAUGAACGGUCUACGUAUCUCAGCCAAUUCAGACACUGGGCUGGGUGACUCCAUAUGCAUGAGCCCCAGUAUCUCCAGCACCACCAGCCCCAAGCUCAGCCCGCCCCUGCCUCCUCAUGCCAAUAAAAAGAAACACCUAAAGAAGAAAAGCACCAACAACUUAAAAGAUGAUGGCCUGUCCAGCACUGCUGAGGAACAAGAAGAAACGUUUAUCAUUGUGUCCGUCACUGGCCAAACGUGGCACUUUAAAGCCACGACGUAUGAGGAGCGGGAUGCCUGGGUCCAAGUCAUCCAGAGCCAGAUCCUGGCCAGCCUGCAGUCAUGUGAGAUCAGUAAAGGCAAGUUCCGGCUGACCAGCCAGAGCGAGGCCAUGGCCCUGCAGUCGAUCCAAAACAUGCGUGGGAACUCCCACUGUGUGGACUGUGAGACCCCGAACCCUAAGUGGGCCAGUUUGAACUUGGGAGUCCUCAUGUGUAUUGAAUGCUCAGGAAUCCACCGCAGUCUUGGCACCUGCCUUUCCCGUGUGCGAUCUCUGGACCUGGAUGACUGGCCAGUUGAGCUCAUGAAGGUCAUGUCGUCUAUUGGCAAUGACCUAGCCAACAGCAUCUGGGAAGGGAGCAGCCAGGGGCAGACAAAACCUUCAGCAGAGUCAUCAAGGGAAGAAAAGGAGCGGUGGAUCCAUUCCAAAUAUGAGAAGAAGCUCUUUCUGGCCCCAGUACCCUGCACUGAGCUGUCCCUGGGCCAGCACCUGCUGCGGGCCACCGCUGAUGAGGACCUGCGGACAGUCAUCCUGCUGCUGGCACAUGGCUCCCGUGAGGAGGUGAACGAGACCUGUGGGGAGGGAGACGGCUGCACGGCGCUCCAUCUGGCCUGCCGCAAGGGGAAUGUGGUCCUGGCACAGCUCCUGAUCUGGUACGGGGUGGACGUCACGGCCCGAGAUGCCCACGGGAACACAGCGCUGACCUAUGCCCGGCAGGCCUCCAGCCAGGAGUGCAUCAACGUGCUUCUGCAGUACGGCUGCCCCGACGAAGAUGCAGAUAGAUCUUUGAGCAUAUUUGAUGAACGGUUAUACUCAUUUACGGUUUCCACCGUGCCCAUUACCCAGACAAGAAAUGGAGGUGGGAGUUUAAAUAACUAUUCCUCCUCCAUUCCAUCAACUCCCAGCACCAGCCAGGAGGACCUUCAUAACAGUGUUCCUCCCACUGCCAACACACCCACGUCCGUUUGCAAGAAGUCUGUGCGCUGGUCCAACCUGUUUACAUCUGAGAAAGGGAGUGACCCAGACAAAGAGAAGAAAGCCCCGGAGAGUCAUGCUCACACCGUCGGGAGCGGCAGAGCCAUCCCCAUUAAACAGGGCAUGCUCUUAAAGCAAAGUGGGAAAUGGCUGAAGACAUGGAAAAAGAAACAUGUCACCCUGUGUUCCAAUGGCAUGCUCACCUAUUAUUCAAGCUUAGGUGAUUAUGUGAAGAAUAUUCAUAAAAAAGAGAUUGACCUUCGGACAUCUACCAUCAAAGUCCCAGGAAAGUGGCCACCCCUAGCCACAUCGGCCUGCGUGCCCAUCUCCAGCUCUAAAAGCAGUGGCCUAUCCAAAAACACGAAUGGUCUAUGUAUCUCAGCCAAUUCAGACACUGGGCUGGGUGACUCCAUAUGCAUGAGCCCCAGUAUCUCCAGCACCACCAGCCCCAAGCUCAGCCUGCCCCCGCCUCCUCAUGCCAAUAAAAAGAAACACCUAAAGAAGAAAAGCACCAACAACUUAAAAGAUGAUGGCCUGUCCAGCACUGCUGAGGAACAAGACGAAAAGUUUAUCAUUGUGUCCGUCACUGGCCAAACGUGGCACUUUAAAGCCACAACGUAUGAGGAGCGGGACGCCUGGGUCCAAGUCAUCCAGAGCCAGAUCCUGGCCAGCCUGCAGUCAUGUGAGAGCAGUAAAAGCAAGUUCUGGCUGACUAGCCAGAGUGAGGCCAUGGCCCUGCAGUCGAUCCAAAACAUGCGUGGGAACUCCCACUGUGUGGACUGUGAGACCCCGAACCCUAAGUGGGCCAGUUUGAACUUGGGAGUCCUCAUGUGUAUUGAAUGCUCAGGAAUCCACCGCAGUCUUGGCACCUGCCUUUCCCGUGUGCGAUCUCUGGACCUGGAUGACUGGCCAGUUGAGCUCAUGAAGGUCAUGUCGUCUAUUGGCAAUGACCUAGCCAACAGCAUCUGGGAAGGGAGCAGCCAGGGGCAGACAAAACCUUCAGCAGAGUCAUCAAAGGAAGAAAAGGAGUGGUGGAUCCAUUCCAAAUAUGAGAAGAAGCUCUUUCUGGCCCCAGUACCCUGCACUGAGCUGUCCCUGGGCCAGCACCUGCUGCGGGCCACCGCUGAUGAGGACCUGCGGACAGUCAUCCUGCUGCUGGCACAUGGCUCCCGUGAGGAGGUGAACGAGACCUGUGGGGAGGGAGACGGCUGCACGGCGCUCCAUCUGGCCUGCCGCAAGGGGAAUGUGGUCCUGGCACAGCUCCUGAUCUGGUACGGGGUGGACGUCACGGCCCGAGAUGCCCACGGGAACACAGCUCUGACCUAUGCCCGGCAGGCCUCCAGCCAGGAGUGCAUCAACGUGCUUCUGCAGUACGGCUGCCCCGACGAGUGCGUGUAGUAUCUGUUUUAUUUGACUGCAGUCUCCUUGGUGCAAAAAUAAAAUGGGAAAAAUAAGGAUAACUCAUAAUUUCAAAAGGAAAUCACAAAUUCAGCUAAUAAUAGCAUUUUCAGUACUUUUCGUAAACUAAGUAAAUACACAAAAUGUUGAUUUUUCUGACCAUAAGACAUAUUUUAUGUCCUUUUGCCAAGGUGGAUGUGUUAGUCUUAGGCCCUCCUGGGCCACAUUGCCCAAGUCACACAGGCUUCUGUAUUAUGUAUUUAGAUAAGAUGUGUGAAAAUAGAUUUGAAAAAACGUUCAUAAAUAUGCAUUGAUUUUUGUA